GUCGCGACGCUCUGAGCUAUUUUUUUAAACUUUUUUUUUUAAACACAGUAAUAGUGGGGCGUCACUCUAUUUCGGUCGGACCCGUGCAGGGACAUUCAGUCUGUGAGCAAACUUCUUCACCAGGAGUCGCGGGAAUCGAAAAUCGAAAUGUUUCUCGUAAUCUCGUGAUGAGGUCGCCCCAGAAAGAAGGAGAAGGAGAACAAGAAGAAAGAGAGAGAGCAAGUCACUUGCAAAUGAAGUCAGCGACGACCUCAGGGUUAAUCGCUGAACUUGUUCCUAAAUUUCUCACUCAAGGACACGAUGACAAUCAACAAAUUAUAAACAUAGUGAAAAUCUGAUUGAAAAUCUUAUAUUUAAAAUCAAUCAAAUAGGAUAAUUAAAACUUAAUUUAAACUAAAUUCAAAAUUUGUGGAACUAAUUGAAUUUUUUUUCAAUUGUUUUGGGGUAAAAAGUGCUCAAGAGAAAAAUGUUUUAUACGGAACAAGAUGAGGAGGAAGAGGCGCUGCUUUGCAGUCCUGCUUUAAUGGCAAGAAGAGCAUCGGAAUCCUGGAUUGUUGCUCCUCCUGUUGAGGCAAUGCCAGUGCCCGCAGUGUCCCUGCAAAGAAAAAAAUCCUUGCCGGAUGUGGCCCAACCGAUCCAGUUGAGUGCGACCGCUCCAUUAUCUAGGGAGGAAGUCAGCAAACUGAGCAGCUUGAGGCGCGAGGAAAUUCGCAGGCAAAUCGACGAAAGCGAAAGGCUCCGGGCCAAUCCUCUGCUCUACUUAGUCAGUCCUCAGGUUAAAGACUGGUUUUCGCGACAGCAGCUUGUGAUGCUGGUACUCUUUAUCAACAUAUCUCUAGCUCUGAUGUUCUUUAAAUUGUUGACGUAGCAACCCGCCAACGAUUGGAUAAAACGUCGUGUGCUGGACGUCACUUGAAAGUGACCUCAUCAGUUCGCUUCGUAAUUACCCGUGGCAGACAAAAAUUUAACCGCUGAAAACGGCUUUCUUUUUUGGAGGAAAAAAAAAGAAAAAUAGUUCAGCAACAUGCCAGUGCCUCACCAGGGCACGUAAAGAAGAGAAACGUUCAAAGAAAGGAGAUUAUUAUUAUAUUUUUUCUUUUUUUUUUGUUUUCAUCAUUGAUAAAAAUCAAGAGAAAAGUGGACACAAAUUUUCUUCUCUAAGGUCCAAAAAAUAAAGUGAAAAGAAUUUGUCUCUUUUCAAACUGAAAGUUUGAUUACGAAAAACCAAAAAAAAAAAAAUUUUUUUUUGCCUAGAAAAUGGCAAAUACAACUCUGUCAUAAAUAUUAUAUAAAUAUAAGAAGAAAACAAGGAAGACUCAAUUGUUUCUAUAUAAAUGUGUCUCUCUCUCUCUAUAUAUAUAAAGAAAAAUCUACCAAAGGAGACGAGAAAUCAUGUUUUCGCGAACGCAAUACUUUUUUCUAGUCGACGACGAAAUGUGUACGCAAAUUGCUCUAUUGCAAUAUUGUUUCCACUGUAUUUUGUACUCGCGGGGAUUAAUAAAAAAAAAUAAUAAUAAUAAUAAAUAACGCGAAGCGAUAAGCACACAAUCUCCCCCCUCCCCCUUUUCCUCGCGAGCGUUGCGACAUACCUGCUAUUUUUACACUGAAUAUUUUAAUAAGAAUUGCAUAUAUACUAUAAUCGAAUUCUCAUUAUAAAGGUUUUAUGUCGAUCGAGAGCGCGAGUAUAGUGUUUCAGAGUGAAUCAAAAAAAAAAAUAAUGUAUAUCAAAAGUUUCCAAAAAAAAUAAAAAAAGAAGCUUAAAUUUGCUACUUGUAUACGUCUUGUGAUUGGUCCUUUAAUCUUGUAAAAUAAAAAAAAGAAAACCUAGUUUUCUAAAACUUAAAAUUCAGAUAUUCAAACUUGGACCAUUUACUCUCUCGUGUGUAUACAAUUCCCAUAAAGAGAAAAAUAUUGUAAAAAAAAUGUAUUUGACAUAUAAAAUAGACUCGUUUUUCAAUAUAUGCUAAUUGCUCAUAUUGUAAUUGAAUUGCACAGUAUAUUUUAUAUCUGUAAAUGUAAAUUGUAAACUUAAAAAAUCAGCAGAUUAUACAAAUUAUUAUUACAUUUAUUA
This is a messenger RNA of Leptopilina heterotoma, 2071 nucleotides long. RefSeq lists its product as uncharacterized. The transcript has 3 exons. The record is from RefSeq and is a predicted model, not a curated record. Bases 467 to 868 code for a protein of 133 amino acids. Lineage: Eukaryota; Metazoa; Arthropoda; Insecta; Hymenoptera; Figitidae.